Molecule: messenger RNA, 1637 nt
Organism: Megalobrama amblycephala (Wuchang bream)
Lineage: Eukaryota; Metazoa; Chordata; Actinopteri; Cypriniformes; Xenocyprididae
Product: CD209 antigen-like protein E
Exons: 8
Coding region: 40-852 (270 amino acids)
Source: RefSeq, a predicted model, not a curated record
UCAAGACUCAGCGGACACGUCUUCUGUCAGACUCAUAAAAUGGAUUCAGUCUAUGAAAAUACUUGCGUCAUAUUUUCAGCAGUUGCUUCAGAUGAAAACUGCUUUCAGUUUAAAGUUGCUUCAGAUGAAAACCGCUCUCAGAUUCAAGGUAACUCCACUGAAGAGCAGGAGAGAGAAGUCAUUUCUCCUAAGUGGACUAAAGUUCUUCUGACUCUUCUGGGUUUCUCUCUGGUUCUUGCUCUCGGAGGUCUCUGCACUUUCUGGAUACUUUAUAAUCAUAAGCUUGCUGAUUUCGAAUCACUGAAUGAGCAGCACAUCAUGGUUUCAAAGCAGCUGGUACCUCAAGAGAUCAACAGCACAGCCCUGAAGAAAGAGUUUAAUGAUCUUACAGCCAGAUACAACACACUCAGAGAAUGGCUGUCCUUUUAUGAUGCUCAGUCUUGUAAUCUCUCUGCGGAUGGCUGGAUAGCUUGUCGUGGAAAGCUGUAUUUAUUCAGCUCUAAUAAACUGAACUGGUGGAGCAGUCGAGAUGUCUGUGUUUCUAAAGGAGCCGAUCUGGUCACCAUAGCAAGCAAAUCAGAACAGGAUUUUCUGGUCUCUAAAGUUAAUGUGACGCACUGGAUUGGUCUCAAUGAUCUGGACACUGAAGGACACUGGGUUUGGGUGAACAACAAAACUCUCAAAGACACUGGAGUACAGUUCUGGUUCACAAAUCAACCAAAUAACAACAUAAAUAUUGAUCCAUCUGGAGAGGACUGUGGUACUCUGGGAAUUUUGACAAGGCACUUGGACUCUUGGUAUGAUGCUCCUUGUAAAGAACUUAGAAAUUUUAUCUGUAAAAAGGAAUAUUAAUUUCCCUCCAUCAGUGGUACUGUUUGUUAUUAAAGAGGUCUAUCAUGUAUAUUAUGCACAGAAAAAAGAUUUUGUCAGCAAAUUUCAGAUAUUUCAGUGUGACAAAAUAUUAUUGAUGAAACUGUGCUGUGGUCAACAGGGGGCAGCCUUGCAGUUCUGCGUAAAGUUUUUCUUGGAAUAACCAAGUGCUGUCUAUAUAGAGUCUAAAAAUAUGAAUAUAUGGACAGGAUUUGGUUUGUGUAUGUAUCAAAAAUAAUUUGGUGAAGUUUAAAGGGUUAGUUCACUCCAAAAUCAAAUUCUGUCAUCAUUUACUCACCCUCAUGUCGUUCCAAACCCGUAUCAAUUUCGUUCAUCUUCAGAACACAAAUAAAGAUAUUUAAAAGAAAUCUGAGAGCUUUCAUCUGACAGCUACAAGUUUAGUUUAGUCCAAAUCGACUCAAUCACUUUAUAUGAUGAAGAUUUAAUUUAGUUAAAUCAGUUUGUGUGUAAAUGUACAUUUUUGACCAAGCUUUUCCACUUCUGAUGUCAUUUCUGUAGAUCAUUAAACUGUUACAAUUCAGCUGCCUAAGUUUGUCUGAAAACAAUUUAACAAAAGGUGGGACGCUGUCACAAUCCUGGUUCUGUUUUGUAAGGACUUUUAUGUUGAAAUGUAUUCUCACGCUGCGUCUAUUUUCUCCUACUAAAGCCCAAAGUAUAGUUCAUUUUUUACGUGUACGCGAGGGUCAGCGUACAGUGAGUGUGAUGUGAAUUUUGUCAUCAGAUAAUAAAAGCGUACUGUACACAGA